Molecule: messenger RNA, 450 nt
Organism: Colletotrichum phormii
Lineage: Eukaryota; Fungi; Ascomycota; Sordariomycetes; Glomerellales; Glomerellaceae
Exons: 2
Coding region: 1-450 (149 amino acids)
Source: RefSeq, a predicted model, not a curated record
AUGGCUGACUUUAUGUGGCGCCAGGUGCCUAUUGAAGAGACCCAGCUCGGCCUGAGACAGCUUAUUCAGAUUGCCAACGAAGAGAGGAUCCAGGACAUCUUCGCCAAAUUCCUUACUGCGCCCACGGAGUUACCGGAUGAAAAGGCAGGAGCUACAAAGACCCUCUGUCAAAUUUUUGGCAUUGAAGGCCUAAUUGCAACGAAUCAGAGGAAGCCAUAUGAGAUUUUUUUCAAGGGUGACGAUGAGCGAACAUGGUUCUUAGCCCACAGGAUUCCGAGGGGAAGAGAAGUCAGCGAAGCGGCCACAGUCAUGCGCGAGGAGGUGAAGAAUCUCGUAGGUUCGGAACCGAAAUUGAGUCAAUUGGUCAGCAAUUACUACAAGCUCUGCGACAUGUCGGAGGAGGCGGUGGAAGCAGCAAGAUCUCGGAGGGAAGCUCACUCCUGGACUUAA